Messenger RNA from Cooperia oncophora, 582 nucleotides. Lineage: Eukaryota; Metazoa; Nematoda; Chromadorea; Rhabditida; Trichostrongylidae. The record is from the annotation of a GenBank genome assembly.
UUCCUCAAAGUGGCUCUUUCUCGACAGUUCUGCGAAAACCUCCUAGCCCAUCCAAGGAGGAAACUUAUCCAUGAGGGACCACUCGAAUUAGUCGAGAACGGUCGAACAGUGGAUUGCUACGCAUUCCUUUUCAACGACAUGUUCGUUCUGUCAAAGCCGAAGAAAUGUGCCACCAAAUUACGAGUGAAAGGGGCACCCGUUGGUAAGAGCGAUCACUAUGUCGUCCAACGACAACCGGUCCCAUUGGAUUCGUGUGUGUUCUGCGAUGCGGACUCGAAUGACUCGAAUAGUUCACUUUCACUCAAAUUUGCCUUCGUAAUUAUUCAUCUCACUCGUUACUACCAAGUCGUUGCUAUUUAUACCCUUCAGGCUGCUGAUAAGCGUGAUAAGGAGCUUUGGAUAGAAAAAUUCCAAGAAUCGAUCGAGAAUUACGAAUCAAUACAGCUCAAAGACAUGCUGAAAUGCACGCCGUUAUUCUCCAGCCUAUCAUUGAGAAGGUGUUCCUCGUCGCGGUUAAUGACGAAGCACGGGAAGCAAAAAGACAAGGAUGGCAGCGAUACCGAGGAAAGGAAUGAUUAUUGA